Messenger RNA from Asparagus officinalis (garden asparagus), 2410 nucleotides. Its product is annotated as zinc finger CCCH domain-containing protein ZFN-like. The record is from RefSeq and is a predicted model, not a curated record. NCBI's taxonomy places the organism in Eukaryota, Viridiplantae, Streptophyta, Magnoliopsida, Asparagales, Asparagaceae. Gene Ontology annotation, molecular function: mRNA binding; metal ion binding. Bases 154 to 1518 code for a protein of 454 amino acids. The transcript is spliced from 7 exons.
AAAAAAAGAAAGAGAGAGAGAGAAAACAGAGACCAAACAAAAAGAGAACCUCCACCUCUUUCUCUCUCCUCUCAUCUCUCUCUCAUCGUCGAUUCUCGUCGAUUUUGAUAUUUUCCCGUCGGCAAUCGCGUCCCCCUUGAUGCUGUGGUGUCGAUGGAGUACGGUUCUAGGGCGUCGGCCGUGACGGAGGCCUCCUCCUCCCUCUCGCCCACCGCCAUUGACCAAGAGACACUUUGGCAGAUGAGGUUGAGAGGGAACGAAACUCUGGAGACCGGAGAGUAUCCCGAGCGUCCGGGAGAGCCCGACUGUGCUUACUAUAUGAGGACCGGGAUGUGUCGAUUUGGGAUGACAUGCCGGUUUAAUCAUCCACCCAACAGAAAGCUGGCUGUUGCUGCUGCAAGGAUGAAGGGUGGAUAUCCUGAAAGAAUAGGGCAACCUGAAUGCCAGUAUUACCUAAAGACGGGUACUUGCAAGUUUGGUGCGACAUGCAAAUUUCACCAUCCUAAGGACAAGGCAGGAAUUUCUGGAAGAGUUCAGUUAAAUGUUUUAGGCUAUCCAUUGCGUCCGAACGAAAAGGAAUGCACGUAUUAUUUAAGAACUGGACAGUGUAAGUUUGGGAGUACUUGUAAAUUUCACCAUCCGCAACCAUCAAAUGCGAUGGUUUCACUCCGUGGUUCUCCUAUUUAUACUUCUGUACAUUCACCUGCAACGCCUGGUCAACAGUCUUAUUCUGGGGGAAUGGCAAACUGGCAAAGGGCUUCUUAUAUUCCAAGUCCUCGCUGGCAAGGUCCAUCAAGUUAUGCACAACUAAUACUUCCUCAAGGACUGGUUCAAGUUCCUAGCUGGAAUACAUUUUCUGGACAGUUAGGAUCAGCAUCAUCUCCUGAGAGCCAACAGACACCCAGUAGUAAUCAAUACUAUGGAAUGUCUCAUCAAAGUGAGACAACUACAGUAGCACAAGGAACAGCUGCUCCUUACCGUUCAGGUUCAAUGCCAGUAGGUCAGUAUGCAGUGCAGACAGAAAACAUAUUUCCUGAAAGGCCUGAUCAGCCUGAAUGUCAGUUCUACAUGAAGACUGGAGACUGCAAGUUUGGUGCAGUCUGUAGGUUUCAUCAUCCCCGGGAGAGAUUUAUUCCUGCUCCCAAUUGUGUUCUGAGUCCAUUGGGCCUUCCACUACGCCCUGGGGAACCCUUAUGCGUCUUUUACUCUCGCUAUGGUAUUUGCAAAUUUGGGCCAAACUGCAAAUUUGACCAUCCAAUGGCAGCUCCUAUGGGAAUCUUUGCAUACAGUCUUUCAACAUCCUCAUCACCUGAUAUUCCAGUGGUUCGGCGUCUAUUGGGAUCCUCUGCUGGACCUCCAGCAUUAACAUUGUCGUCAGAAACUUCUGUUGAAGCUGUCCCUGUGUCCAGAAGAAUCUCUCUAUCCGACUCACGGCAAAUGGCUUCUGGUGAUGAAAAUAUUAAUACAGAGGGUUCACAUGCCAGUCAAAGCAUUGGUCAAGUUUCUUCUUUUUCAUAACCUUUUGAGAUCAAAAUGGAUCUCAUCUGUAAAUCAAGUUCCAAGUGGUGGAAUUUACAAUUCUCAUGCUGGUUGAAACUGUUCAUCCUGAGCUGCUCGUUUUUGUUUCUGUUGUCUAAAUCUGCAUAAUGUUUCAGUACAGUAGGAUAAUCUGUUAAGGAUCAGUCUACGCCUUGUAUCUGUUCGCUACAACCUCCGAUCUUUUUAUGUAUCCUGGGUAGUAUCUCACUCCCUCGUGUCAUCGUCCUUGCAUGUUAUUUCCUUGUUGAAGUCUGCCCGUCUGUUUUUGGUCUAGUUUGUUGGAUGUAGUUUUUUCUUCAUCCAGUACAUAUCUGUAGUAUUCCCCUUAUUCUAAGGUAAAUCCUCCCUCCCUCAAUCUGUUGUAGAUAUAUUGGAGAAUUGCCCCCAGUUGUGAAACAACUUGGUUGUUAAAAAUUGCUGUUUGAAUUCUGGCGAUCAACCUUCGAAUCUCACUAUUCAAAGGCAAUUUUUUAAUAUAUGUUUUACAGGCACCAUGUUCAUGCUUAACUUCAGCUUGAAGCUCGGGAAAUGGACCUGUUAUCUCUGGCAGAUUGCUUCUCGGUUUUCAUGACGAAGUUCUGCAGCAUCAAGCUUUGUUUAUCUCAGCCAGAUUCAUGAAUUUUCGUGGUCUCUUUGGAUAAAGACUAACAGCGAGAAAAGUUGCUGAACUGAAAAUUUCACUCAUAAUUGUAUUCUGGAAGGCAUUGUAAGAAAUACAUGAAACGAUGUGCCAUUCUCUUUUAUGUUCAAUGAAUAAAGCGCAUCUGAAUGGAUGAUCUGUGAUGCAAUGGCGCUCAUCAAUGUUUUCAGAAACUUACUUGCACCUUUAUGGGCUUUCAAUAAUUACUUGGCUUCAAUGUUAUGAUUGUUA